Messenger RNA from Betta splendens (Siamese fighting fish), 2005 nucleotides. It is a transcript of the gene ppwd1, whose product is annotated as peptidylprolyl isomerase domain and WD repeat containing 1. Gene Ontology annotation, molecular function: protein binding; peptidyl-prolyl cis-trans isomerase activity. NCBI's taxonomy places the organism in Eukaryota, Metazoa, Chordata, Actinopteri, Anabantiformes, Osphronemidae. Bases 45 to 1925 code for a protein of 626 amino acids. The record is from RefSeq and is a predicted model, not a curated record. The transcript is spliced from 11 exons. Gene Ontology annotation, biological process: protein peptidyl-prolyl isomerization.
AGUACGGAAGUUAAACGGGGAAGCACCAACAGAAAGCUGCAGCAAUGGCGGCGUCUGAAAACAAUGUGGAGUUGAAGCGAAAAGCUGAUGAUAAUCAAGAUGGAGAUGAGAAUGGGGACGACAAUGAAUGGGUCGGGCCCCUACCCAGCGAAGCCUCCAAGACCAAAAAAAGGAAAGUACUGGAAUAUGAGCGUGUUUAUCUGGACAACCUUCCUUCUGCCGCAAUGUAUGAGCGUAGCUACAUGCACAGAGACGUUAUCACGCACAUAGUUUCUUCCAAGACAGACUUCAUCCUCACAGCCAGCCAGGACGGGCAUGUCAAGUUCUGGAAGAAGAAGGAAGAGGAGGGAAUAGAGUUUGUCAAACAUUUUCGAAGUCAUCUCGCUGUGAUUGAAUGCAUUGCCGUCAGUGCUGAGGGAGCUCUGUUCUGUUCUGUUGGUGAUGAUCAGGCCAUGAAAGUUUUUGAUGUUGUCAACUUUGACAUGAUUAAUAUGCUGAAGUUAGGUUUUUAUCCCGGCCAGUGUGAAUGGAUCUAUAAUCCUGGUGAUGCCAUUUCGACGGUGGCAUGCUCUGAAAAAUCAACGGGGAAGAUCUUUGUCUAUGAUGGGAGAGGAAGCAAUGAGCCCCUUCAUGUUUUUGACAAAAUGCACUCCUCACCGCUGUCCCAAAUCCGCCUUAAUCCUAAAUUUAGAGUCAUCGUGUCUGCUGACAAAGCUGGAAUGCUGGAAUACUGGACUGGCCUCCCAAACGAAUUCAAGUUUCCCAAAUACGUGAAUUGGGAAUAUAAAACAGAUACAGACCUGUACGAGUUUGCCAAGCACAAAACCUAUCCCACAAGUCUCGCCUUUUCUCCUGACGGGAAGAAAAUGGCCACCAUUGCUUCUGACAGGAAGGUCAGGAUCUUCCGUUUCCUAACAGGAAAACUGAUGAGAGUGUUUGAUGAAUCAUUAACAAUGUUCACAGAGUUGCAGCAGAUGAGACAGCAGCUUCCCGACAUGGAGUUCGGGAGACGGAUGGCUGUGGAGAGAGAACUGGAGAAGGUGGAUGGUAUCCGACUGACAAACAUCAUCUUUGAUGAGACUGGCCACUUUGUGCUCUAUGGCACCAUGCUGGGCAUCAAGGUCAUUAAUGUGGAAACCAACAGGUGUGUGCGGAUCCUUGGGAAACAGGAGAACAUUCGCGUCGUCCAGCUGAGUUUGUUCCAGGGGAUUGCCAAGACUGCACAUGCCGCACCUACUGUGGAGAUGAAGGCAUCUGACAACCCGGCAUUAGAGAACCUAGAGCCCGAUCCCACCAUAUUCUGCACUGCGUUUAAGAAGAACCGCUUCUACAUGUUUACAAAGAGGGAACCAGAGGAUACCAAGAGUGCUGAGUCAGACAGAGACAUCUUCAACGAGAAGCCCUCGAAGGAAGAAGUGAUGGCUGCAACACAGGCUGAGGGCCCCAAGCGAGUGUCUGACAGCGCCAUCAUUCACACCACCAUGGGAGACAUUCACAUCAAGCUCUUCCCUGUGGAAUGCCCAAAAACUGUGGAGAACUUCUGCGUUCACAGCAGGAAUGGAUACUACAAUGGUCACAUAUUCCACCGAGUAAUCAAGGGUUUUAUGAUCCAGACUGGAGACCCCACAGGCACAGGCAUGGGAGGAGAGAGUAUUUGGGGUGGAGAGUUCGAGGACGAGUUCCAUGCCACACUGAGACACGACCGUCCGUACACACUCAGCAUGGCAAACGCUGGCCCCGGCACCAAUGGCUCGCAGUUUUUUGUCACCGUUGUUCCUACUCCUUGGCUCGACAACAAGCACACUGUGUUUGGAAGGUGUACGAAAGGCAUGGAGGCUGUGCAGAGGAUCUCCAACAUCAAAGUUAACCCAAAGACUGAUAAACCGUAUGAAGACAUCAGCAUCAUCAACAUCACCAUAAAGUGAUCCUGUGUCUUCAUGUCCUGUACAGUGAUACUUUUUUACCAGACUGACCUAUUAAAAAAAAGCUUUGUUUGUAAUAGUGA